This is a messenger RNA of Xenia sp. Carnegie-2017, 1457 nucleotides long. RefSeq lists its product as uncharacterized. The record is from RefSeq and is a predicted model, not a curated record. NCBI's taxonomy places the organism in Eukaryota, Metazoa, Cnidaria, Anthozoa, Malacalcyonacea, Xeniidae.
AGUACUCCUCCUUCAUUAUCAUCAGGGGACAAGAUGCGAAGUGGCCAGAAAUCAGAAUUGAUUGAUUGUCUCGAAGCUGAUGUGCAGACCACCUGUCCAAAUGUUGAUGUCAAAAUCUUGGAUGCCGCAGCUAUUGUAAACAUGCUUAGCCCAGGGAAGUGUAAGACCUUUCAAGAAUACUCCAAAUCAGUGUUUGUUCCUUAUAUUGUUCAACAAGCAAAUGGUAUUAGAAGAAUAGAUCUUGUUUGGGACCGUUAUAUACCCGACAGCCUUAAGCAGGGUACUCGUUCAUCGCGAGGCGCUGUAGGGGCAAGAAGAAGAGUAUGUGACAUGGCUGUGAUCCCUGCAAACUGGAAAUCAUUUUUAAGAUCAGAUGACAACAAACAAGAACUUUUCAAGUACCUCAGUCAGGCAGCAACAUCGAUUCAACUGCCAAAUGUUACAAUUGUAAGCAUUGAGGAAGACAUAAUAAGUUCGAAGCCAAUCGAAAAAGAUGAGUUAGCUCCCUGCAAUCACGAGGAGGCCGAUACGCGCAUUUUCAUUCAUGCAAACCAUGCAGCGAAAGGUGGAAUGAGGAAAAUUGUCAUAAGAACUGUAGACACAGAUGUUGUUGUGUUAGCAAUAGCAAACGUGCACAAGUUAGAUGUAGAUGAACUUUGGAUUGCUUUUGGUGUUGGUAAACACAUGAGGUACUUACCAAUUCAUAACAUUACACAAAGUCGUGAGGAGCAAUGUGAAGCCCUACCCUUCUUUCAUGCUGUCACUGGUUGUGAUACUGUGUCGUUCUUUGCUGGAAAAGGUAAAAAGACUGCAUUUCAAGCCUGGAAGUCUUUUCCUGAUGUUACCAGUGUGUUUCAGCUUCUUUCAUCUCCAAAAGAAUCCAUCUCAGAAGAAGAAAUGGAAAAAAUUGAAAGAUUUAUCAUUAUUAUGUAUUCCCGCACAUGCCCGCUCUCCAACAUCAAUGAUGCUAGACAAGCUAUAUUUGCACAAGGUACUAAGACAAUCGACCACAUUCCACCAACCCAAGCCUCCUUGGUACAGCACAUUCGGAGGGCAACAUAUCAGGCUGGUCAUGUUUGGGGUCAGUCGUUAGUUUCAGUUCAACAGUUACCGCUUCCUUCGCAGUGGGGAUGGCAAAAUAAUGGCAGAUGGAUUCCUACAUGGAGCACUCUUCCAGAGGCUUCCAAAGCGUGCAACGAACUGGUGCACUGUGGUUGCAAGAAAGCAUGUAGGGGCUUGUGCAAAUGUACCAAGUCCAAUCUUCCAUGCACAGCAUUGUGCAAAUGUGGUGGUAGCUGUUACCAAGAUUAAUAAGUAAGUAAUAUUCCCUAAAUAAUCCCGAAAAUGAAUCAAAAGAAUACACUGCAGUGAAGACGACAGGUGAUACAAUAUCAUUAUUAAACAUUUUCAUGCUCUUGUAAAAAUUUAAUAACACCAAUAAAUCAAGAAAUCCCAAA